Molecule: messenger RNA, 1870 nt
Organism: Theobroma umbraticum
Lineage: Eukaryota; Viridiplantae; Streptophyta; Magnoliopsida; Malvales; Malvaceae
Source: RefSeq, a predicted model, not a curated record
AAACCCCACAUUGAGAGCCUCCUAAGCUGAGCUCUUUAGGAAAUCAAAGCUUAGCUCUUGAAACCUUCCCUUAUUCUGACACUUACAGUUCACAAAUUUUAAGCUUCUAACUGACGCCAUGGCUUUAUCUCUGAAAGAUUCUGCAAAUUCCCCAAAACCCAAUUUUCUGAUAGGUGAAAACUACCAACUUUCUCUAAAAGAAUCCCUGGAAGCUGUCCUAGCUGAAACCCACAAAGAAACCCCAAAUUUCUCUGUUUUCAUUGAUAAAUUCUAUGAUUUAAUGCAAGCAAAGAUUGACCCACCUCUGGAAUCCAUCUGGGUAUACUCUGCUUUGUCGUUUCGAAGCCAUGAUUUUGCAAAUGAAGAUCCGUUGAAUCAAUUAUCAAUCAUAAAGGAUCUCUUUCAGUUAGUUUCUUCAUGUUCAAGUCCCUGUAGUUCUUCUAAAAGCAUAGCAUUGCUUGCGCCAAUUGUUUUAGAGGUUUAUAAGUUAGUUGUGGAAGUACUAGGAAAAGAGUUGGGUUCAAAGAGGGAGAAGAAAGUGAUUAAAAGGGUAAAGUCUAUGGUUGAAGUGAUUAUUGGCUACAUUAGCAUGUGCUGUUGUAAGGAAUUGAGUGAGGAGAGUGAAGGUGUUGAUGUGAAUUUGGUAAUUCCGUUUGAGGAUUUGGUUUCUAUUUGGAUGGAUAGAAAUGCAAAUUUACAAUCUUUUUUGCCGUUUUUGAGUGAUGAGAUUUGUAGAGUGAUUAGGGAAAGAGGGUUUGAUGUGAAUUACUUGGCUGGUGUAGUUAUGGUGGAGGCAUUUUUGUUGAAACUUUGCUUGGAUUUAAGGCUUGGGACUGAAGGGAUGGUGUUGGAGAAAGAGUUGAGAAGUUGGGCUGUUGCUUUAAUCUCCAGCUUUCACAACUUUUAUUUCUUUGAGAUACUUUUGAGGGUGCUGCUGCAGCUGGCAUUGCCAGUGACUUCCUUUCUGGGACUUGAAGAUGGAGUUCUGCUGAGAAAUAUUUUGUAUGAUGCUGUUAUCUUGGUGGAGUAUUCUUUCCUCAAGUCAGAGACAGUUCACCUACCAGCCGAGCACAUAAAAAGUAUUGCCAUGACAAGACUGAUUGUCACACUUGAAGGCAUUGAGUUUUCCAGAAAAAAUGGGGAUCAAAAAAGAGCUACUCGUUAUACAAGUGCCUUUGCCAAUUCUCAUUUACCCUCUCAAAUAAUCCAAUGCAUCAUGAGGCAGAUUGGCAUGGAUGAGAAAGCAGGAAAAACAAGUGGAUCCUCACCUAAAGCUCUUAUUAAGUGGCUACUGAACCUGGAGAAACAAGGGAUAAAGUCAUUUGAUGAUAGCAUCUGGAAAUGCCGUGCCAAAUUACUUGUUGAUGAUUCCAAGGCAGACUAUGAGCGAUCAGGAUCAAAGUUAGAUGGGAAGAAACUCGAGGAUGAUCCUCUCUUUUACAUGGAUAACCAAGGGAAAGAGGAAAAUAAAGAUGAAGAGAAUAAUAUGAAAAAUGAAUCUUUGACAGCUGCAUUUAUGACUGCUGCUCAUUCAAUGAGGCUGAUAGAUAGCUCCAGGACAAAAAGGAAAGGAAAUGGAAGUGCAGACAGGGAGAAGAUCAAGUAUUUUAAGUAUGAUCUUUGCAGCAAUUCUGAAUCAGCUAAAGACAAGGUCUCAGCUGUUACUAAUGAUGAUUUGAGUAGUGAGAGUGAAGUUGAGAACCCACUCUCUGAUGAAGAGGCAUAAACUUUUGAUGAUUUGUUGUCAAUUUCAUUUCCUUAUUAACUAUACCAACUCCCAGAAAAGAAAAAACUUAGGAUUUUGUUUAACAUCAAUGUUUUUGAUUGGCUUGAAAAAGAAUUGCAGGUAGAAUAUACUCCCUUUAUUCAU